This is a messenger RNA of Telopea speciosissima, 1811 nucleotides long. Its product is annotated as protein NRT1/ PTR FAMILY 1.2-like. Gene Ontology annotation, cellular component: plasma membrane. Gene Ontology annotation, biological process: transmembrane transport. Gene Ontology annotation, molecular function: transmembrane transporter activity. The record is from RefSeq and is a predicted model, not a curated record. The transcript is spliced from 4 exons. The coding region runs from base 50 to 1786 and encodes 578 amino acids. Lineage: Eukaryota; Viridiplantae; Streptophyta; Magnoliopsida; Proteales; Proteaceae.
AAUUGAAACCACAAUAGUUGCAGAGGACGGAAAGCUAGAAAGAGACGCGAUGGACAAGGAGGAGUUGACGGAAAACUCUCCCAAGAUGACCCAACUGUUAUCUCCUACAACGCAUAAGGGUGGCUUCAGAACCAUGCCCUUCAUCAUAUUGAACGAAUCGUUUGAGAAGGUUGCAAGCUAUGGGCUUAUGCCCAAUAUGAUUUUCUACUUAAUGAAAGAUUAUAACUUGAACGCCGCAGCUGGUACUACCAUUCUCUUGCUCUGGUCUGCUACCUCCAAUGCCCUCGCCAUUGUUGGGGCUUUCCUCUCUGAUUCUUACUUGGGUCGCUUUCGAGUCAUCGCUUUGGGCUCCUUCUCUAGUCUCCUUGGGAUGAUUAUGCUAUGUUUAACAGCCAUGGUUCCAGAGACGAAGCCCUCUCCUUCGUGCCAACCAUAUAAUUACGGAAGCUGCAAAUCUGCUACUUCUUCCCAACUGGCUCUCCUGUUCUCCUCAUUUCUGCUCAUUUCCAUUGGAGCCGGUUGCAUUAGGCCAUGUUCCAUUGCAUUUGGAGCAGAUCAAUUGAUCAAGAAAAACAACCCAAACAAUGAGGGGAUCUUACAGAGUUUCUUCAACUGGUUCUAUGCUUCCACUGGGGUUUCCACCAUCCUUGCACUCACUGUGAUUGUGUACAUUCAAGACCAUUUGGGCUGGAAAGUGGGUUUUGCAAUACCUGCAUUUCUCAUGCUCAUAGCUUCUCUACUCUUCUUAGUGGGUUCUCCUCUCUAUGUCAAAGUGAAGGCCAGUAAGAGCUUGUUCACCGGAUUCUUUCAAGUACUUGUAUUGGCAUUUAGAAACAGAAAUCUUCCUUUCCCUCCCAACAACAACUCCAAUGGAUUCUACCAUCAAGCCCCAGAUUCGGAGAUCGUCGAACCUACCAAGGCCCUAAGGUUUCUAAACAAAGCUUGCAUAAACAGGAAUCGGGUAACAUUUGUAAGAGCUGAUGAUGGGUCAUCAUCAAAACCAAUAAGCAAGCUCUGCACAGUGGAACAAGUGGAAUCGCUGAAAUCACUAUUGAGAGUCAUUCCUAUAUGGUCUAGUUGUAUCCUUGUCCAAGUGAUCAUCAACCAAUCUUCAUUCACAGCAAUCCAAGCAAGCACCAUGGAUACACACAUAACCUCUCACUUCCAAAUUCCUGCAGGUUCAUUUGCAGUGUUCUUAGUUCUCACUCUAACUAUAUGGGUAGUCAUGUAUGAUCGUGUAAUUGUUCCCUUAAUGGCAAAAUACAUGAGAAGACCUCAUGGGCUUGGGCAAAAUCAACGUAUGGGUAUUGGAAUACUGGUCUCUGUUUCAGCCAUGGUUGUCUCAGCAGGAGUUGAGAGGGUUCGAAGGAGAGUGGUGAACAUGUCAGCUAUGUGGUUGGUUCCACAGCAAUGUUUGCUUGGCUUAGCUGAGGCAAUCAAUGCUGUGGCACAAGUAGAGUUCUAUUACUCUCAUUUCUCUAAGAACAUGGCUAGCCUGGCAAUGGGUAUUUUCACUUUGGGUAUGGCUGCAGGUAACUUAGUAGGGAGUCUUAUAGUGAAGAUAGUGGAUGAGAUUACUAAAAGAGGAGGUAAAGAGAGUUGGGUGUCAAGUAAUCCUAAUAUGGGUCACUAUGAUUAUUAUUACUGGCUUCUUGCAAUCUUGUGUUCCAUUGAUUUCCUUUAUUUUCUCUUUUGUUGUUGGGUUUAUGGGCUUAGCAAGGAAGAGGAAAGCAAGCUUGAGGGUGGAGCAGAAACAUGUACAAUAGCAGAAACAAGUACAGUAUAGGAUAAGUUUGGAGGAUUCCUUAUCA